UCACCCCACACCUCCGCCCGGCUCCCGCCUCCCUCCCGCCACUCGCCGGUGUCUGUUCGAGGCGCAGCCAGUUUCUAUAGCGACGGCGCUGAGCCGAGGCUCUUCCGAGUAGUAACAAAGCCCGGCCGCCCGCUGCCGCGCUGGGGCUGCGGGGGGACGCGGAUCCCUCUCCCGAGGACACCGCGACAGGACAAAGAGAGAACAGAGAGCAUACCAUCGAUGAUUCAUCUGUUUUUGUUAUCAGUCAUUCAGACCUUUUGGUGAUGGAUGGAUGAAUAGAUUGAGCCUAAAACUAUAAGCCAGCUUGGCAGCUGGCAGUUCUUGCCCAUGUGGAGAAGAAUAGGCUUUUCUUGUGUGCUCUCAAGUGAACCUUAGGAAGAAGUUGUUUUUCUUGGAAAAAACUUAAUUAUCUUCAGUACUGUGGCCCCUCUGCUGAUCUGUUUGAAAUUGGUCAGCGGGUUCACAAGUUACCAGGAAAGACCAAAAGCUCCAGGAGUCGGGUCUCAUUUCCUUAGGAAACCAGAAUUUAAACAAACCGUCACAGAUGGGUGCCUGGCUCAGAGUAAAGGACAUGCAGUGCACAAUCUCUAGCAGAAGUUGAAAAUGGAUGAUGCCUACUGAUGCUUUUCGAUGAUGUCAUCUCCUUUUUUCCUGUUUGAGAUGUGUGAUAGGAAAAAGUUCUAAGACAAGACUGACUGACCUCUUCAUCCCUUGACUUCUCUUUCUGCAAGUCUAAAAACCAUCUGAAGAAAUGACCACUCAGCUACCAGAGGAGUCCCUGGAGACCCAGAGCUCAGAUGAGCUUGAGUGCAAGAUAUGUUACAACCGCUAUAACUUGCGACAGAGAAAACCGAAAGUGCUGGAGUGUUGUCACAGAGUAUGUGCCAAAUGCCUUUGCAAGAUCAUAGACUUUGGUGAUUCCCCACAAGGAGUCAUAGUGUGCCCGUUUUGCAGGUUUGAAACAUGCCUGCCAGAUGAUGAGGUUAGUAGUCUUCCUGAUGACAACAAUAUCCUUCUAAAUUUAGCUUGCGGGGGAAAGGGAAAGAAGUGCCUACCAGACAACCCAACGGAACUGUUGCUGACUCCCAAAAGGCUGGCAUCUCUAGUUAGCCCUUCUCACACCUCUUCUAAUUGCCUGGUUAUAACAAUCAUGGAAGUACAAAGAGAAAGUCCUCAGACUCUGAACUCGACCCCCGUGGUGGAAUUUUACAGGCCUACAAGUUUUGACUCUGUUGCAACUGUGUCCCACAACUGGACAGUGUGGAACUGCACAUCCUUGCUCUUCCAGACCUCAAUUCGGGUGCUAGUGUGGUUGCUAGGUUUGCUGUACUUUAGUUCCUUGCCUUUAGGGAUUUAUUUACUGGUAUCUAAGAAAGUUACCCUUGGGGUUGUCUUUGUAAGCCUUGUUCCUUCGAGCCUUGUUAUUCUCAUGAUUUAUGGCUUUUGCCAGUGUGUUUGCCAUGAAGUUCUAGACUGCAUGUCAUCUUGAUAACAAAUAUAGUAAAAUAAGAUGUAUUACCAGAUGUGUAGCAUAGUUGAUUUAUCCUGUCUUUGUAUUCUUAUUUAUUCUUAUUGUUGUCCAUCCCACUAAAUGGAAGCAGUAGCCCUAGUUAUAUGGUCCUUUUUUUUCCCCUACUGAAUUUGAUUCUUCCUACCCAGAGCUUUUUUUUGAGCUAAAAAUUGGAAAUAAAAUUUACAUGUUGAUUUUCAAAGGCCAAGUUUUAGAAAGGGAUAAAGCAAAAUUGCCAAACUUGGUGCCGCCUACUGCUGCCACUGUUGAAAUGAGUAGCCCUUUGCUUUCUGUUGGCUUCAUCAAGUCAGUCCAGGCUGCAGGAUCCACCUAAAAGAAAUUAAUGUAACAGGCACCUUCCAGGUCCAAGUACUGCAUGUCUUCACCCAAAGCAUCUCAUGCUUUGGAAUAUCUGUUGUUUAUCAUCCAUUGUUGCUUAAAACAAAUAAAAUCACUUUGUUAGUUAAUAUUAAAUGAAGAAUAAGACAAGCUACCGUUGCUUUUUUAAGUUCUCGUUACAGCAAAAAUACAUGUAGGAGGCCAAUGGUUAUAAUCUCGCCAUAUUCUGCAAAAUGAGGAAUCUUUUUUUACCAUCUAAAAACAUGUCUCCAGAACACUUUCCCCAAAAGGAAGCCUAUUUUUCUUAUCACACAGUUGCAGCUCACUGUGAAAUAUUCCUGCUAGUGAGUACUUCCAGGGACCCAGCCACAUAUUUGCUGUUCUCCAGGUGCACUUAUUUCAGUGUACAUACACCUUAGGGCUUCCCUUUGAGAGUUCAGAGCUCUGCAGACUUCUCUAGAUAUGUUCUGUUGUGCUUACCCUCCCUUCCAGCAUUUCCACCACCACCCCACAUUUCCAAGCCACUAGUCCUCCUAACAAAUGAACAACCUCAUGCACAUGUACUCUGUGGUAGUUAUGCUGGAGAAUUUGACUUAUGUGACUUCAGCUCUCAAGAUAGACUUUUAUUCCCAACCAUUAGGAAAUGGAUCUUUAAUCACUAAUACAAAUUGGAAAAAAGUUCUGAAAUGAUUAACUGGUUUUUUGUUCAUUUUUUUUCUCUUUCUGAGUUCACAGAAUGAGCAAUUUGAGGAGAUACUAUGACUUUAGGAAGGUUUCUGUUUAAGGCAUAGUUCUUCAAAAUGUUUAAUAUUCUGAACUCCCUCUGUCACCAUUGUCAGUUGAUGGCAUUCUAGAUGUGGCAAUUAGAAUGCCUUGAUUAGUGGGGCUCAGAGGAAUUACUGAUAAUUUAUCAUUCCGCAAAUAGACCCAGGCCCUGUAAGGCGUGCUUAUAUGUUGCAUGGUUUAGGCUACUUUUUGAACUACUGGAAGAGCACAAAAAUAAGUAAUAUUUAAUGUUUAUGUGUAUAACUAGGUCUAGUCAAUGCCACAACUGCAAACUGGUUUUCCUGUGCGCAGCAGAGUAAAAGCUGAAACGGAAUUGAGCAGUGCAAGGCUGGUUUUAGGCACAAGAUUUAGUCAUUUCGCGGCAGUGUAAAAGGGAGAUGGGUUUGUUGCAUGAAAACUGAAUGUAUGACCCAACAAUAUACUCUUAGAGCUAACAGACUUUGGUAAGAAUGAAAAAUGACAGUGGGAAAAGCAGAGCCUAAGUGGUUGUUGUGUCUGUCAAGAGGAUCUGAAAUUAAGCUGGUCCAAUUUUUGUAGAUGGCAAAAGUGGUAUCUACAGUUAUAUUCCUAUUGCAAACAUAGAGAAAAAUAAGGAAAUGUAAAGGUUCUGCUUUUCUUGACACUCAGUUUCUAAUAGUGCAUAUAUAUGUGUGUGUAUGUACAUAUAGACACAUACGUAAGAAGAAAACAUAGCAAAGUUAUAGUUUUCAAGUGUUUGGGGUUAUGGAGCUGUGUAUCGAAUGAUUAAAGGAAAUGUUUCAGACUUUUCUGUAAUGACAAUAAUUAUAACUAAAAUAUUUUCAGAAUUCCUAGAAAUAACUAUUCCUAAGUAAUUGUUUUUAACGUCUGUGGUAAAGCACAUGUAGUUAGAAGAGGUAUCAUCUCCAGUUCUGGUAUACUGCAAGGUUUGACUCAUCUAUGAACUCAUAAAUUUUAAGUAUCCAACAACAAUCAUGUCAAAAAGCAAGAAAAAAAGAAACCUAUGUGGUUUUAUAGUACUUCAUAACUUUGGGAAAAGAUGUAUUUGUAGUGUUAGGGAUUUACAUGUUUUAGGAUUUGUUCAAUUUGUCUGAAUACAGUGUCUCUAAUAAAGGGCUGACUGAUAGAGGAAGUAGGUUUUGCAAAUGUGUGAUAUAUAUGUAUUACCUUUGCACAACAUGUUCUACAGUGCUACCUGUUGUCUUUUCCUUUUGAUUUUCAUCUGACUAAGUUUAUCUUAGGUCCAGUACCAGGUAUUUUCUUUUCUGUUUUAAAAGAGAGCCUAAUCUCAGCAAGAUUAGGCUGAUGCAGUCGUAUCAGUUACAUAUCACAGCAAAAAUAAAUACACCUGUUAUUAUACUUCCCUACUUUUAAGACUGCCAGCCCAUUAAAUUUAUACUGCUGUUUUAGGCUGUGCUGCAAUACUAACCCAAUCAAAAAUGCAAGCGUGCAAAAACAUACUGAUUGUAUAGCUAUUCUGCCGCUCACCCAGAGCACAUUAUUACAGCUUUGGUGUCGUAAAAUACCUGUAUGACUUACAGUAUGGCCAUUAAGAAUUGCUGGGAGGUAAAUCUCAAUUAUUUGUGGAGAAGAUAUUUGCUGUGAGACUAGAGGAACUUCAGAUAUUACUCUUCUCUUAUUUUUAUUCUCUACCAUCCUUAAGAGUUAGAACUGAAAACUCUUGUGUCCUCUGCAGUGGAAUAACUCUGAUGAAAUCAAUGUAAAUGGGGCUAAAAUCAAGUCUGGCAUACUUGGCUGCCUGCUUUUCCUUGUCUUUCUCUGACUGUUUUUCUCUUCCUGGAAAGUAAUGGCUCCUGUGGUUGUAAAAUACUGCCUGCACACCCAGGCAAUUCCCUUUCAGUGGGAUUUAUUCCUGCUAUGACCAGACAUAUGACUCAACCAGGUAAAAAGUAUUAUAAAUUCAUUACUACAGGAUUAAUUUUGUCCAAAUGAGAUUUUUAUUUUUUUUUUAAUUCCUGCUUAUCCUAUGGAGGCAGACUGCAUCCUCACCAGCUGCUCAUUUACAGUGUGAUAUACUGAUAUCCCCUGAAGGCUGGGGCAGGAUGAUGCAGUAGCAGCUGCUGGACACAACAUAGGAAGGAUGUUCUGAGCUGGACCAUCCUCUGAGCAAGACUCAGUGAGGGAUGAAGCUCUGCCAGUGUGGCCUGAGCCGAAGAGCCUAAAGGACAAUUAAAUAGGAUGCGGGACUGGGGUUGUGCUGUGGCUGAGAAGCUGUGCAAAGCAGAGAUGGGUCUAUGCCUGGACAAAGGGGCUGUGUUUUAAAUAAGGAUUUUGGGGUACAGCUGCUGCAAACAGUUUAUUGUUUUUCAAACUGACUCUUCUGGGGUUUAAAAUUAAUUUGGUAAUUAAAAUUACAGUUGAGUGUUUUUACUUUCCAAAUGGCAAAGUAUUGAACUUUAUUCUUAUUUAAAGACAUCCUUAGAUUUGGGCAUACUCCAAAAAUAAGGGCUGAUGUAUUUGAUUUAGCUGCACUGGGAGUUUGUCCUACUAUAUCAAUUAUAUGCCCACAAAACUCUACAUGCUAAUAUAAAACACUUCACAGAAUCACAGAAUCACAGAAUAUGAUGGGUUGGAAAGGACCCACAAGGAUCAACAAGUCCAGCUCCUAUCCCUGCACAGGACCAUCCCCAAGAGUCAUGGCAUGUGCCUGAGAGUAUCAUCCAAAUGUUUCUUGAACUCUGUCAGGCUUGGUGCUGUGACCACUUCCCUGGGGAGCCUGUUCAGGGCCCUCUGGGUGAAAAACCUUUUUCUAACAUCUAACCUAAACCUUCCCUGCCACAACUUCAGGCCAUUUCCUUAGGUUCUGUCACUAUUCACCACAGAGAAGAGACCAGUAUAUGCCCCUCCUCUUCCCCUCAUGAGGAAGUUGUUUAAAAUAGGCAAACGCUUGUCCUGAUAACACCAUCUGCAAACUUCAGAGUUGCCAGCAUUUUACAAUAUAUCCACAGAUAGACACUGUUCCGAACGGACUUUAUUACCUGAAGGGACAGAUAAGUCUGGCAGCCCACAGCCAAACAGAUAAGCACAGUACAGGAAAACACAGCUUUCCAGCUAAAUGACCACACAUCACUUCAACCAGAGGAAAAGGAAUGGAGGAGGUUCACAGGAAGGUGGAUGAUAGUUCUGAGGGAGGUCCUUGUCAUUCAGGUACUGGACCAUUGUUUUUCUUAAUUCUAGCUGGUUCUAGGGAUAGAUUAAAUUCACUGUUCCCCUUACCUUUCUGCCCCCUCUUCUAGGAUAAGACUACAUUGAACUGUGGUUAAACAGUAUUUUGAAAUGAAGUAAUAUUUUCUACUACACUGAGUUUGCAGCCCAGUCUAGCACAAGACUAAUACUGAAAAGAUGGUAAAUUGCAGCCGGGAUGCAAGAGUGAACAGGGUGCAGAGGGGAAAUGGCAGCAUGUUGUUAAAAUAGUUUUAUUGGCAAGGCAAGGAAAACAUGUGGCCACAUCCUGCCUUGUCUUGGCUGGUUCAAAAAUAGUGAGAGGCUAUGAUUCAACACCCACCCCAGCAUUAUCUCUGGGACAGUUCACUUCAGUAGUGCAUUGUGAUUUCUUCUUCAGGAGUUCUACAUCAUGAUUUCAUCUUCCUGUGUGGAUGGUGGGUGGAGUGAAAGGUCCACCCGCUCUUAAACAGGGUCAUUUUGACUAUCCUUAGGUUUAUCAGGCUUGGUUUUUUCCAUAUUUCUUCAUAUUUCUACAGAACAAGACAGUGCACUUUAUUUUAAAUAGAGCAGUGCCUUCAAGGAUUAAAAAAAAGAAAAAAAAUGGGAAAAAACCCUGCAAAUUUUGAAAUAAUUUUAAUAUAUUCAAUGUGAUAGAAAGAAACUGUUCUGAGAGUCUAUUUUUAUUUACAUGAUAGCAGAUUAGAUGUCAUGCUUUGAGUGACAUCAGUAAAUAUUUAGUGCUGGAGAUUCCUGAGGGAGUUUAUAAGUCUGCCAGACCUUAGGCACAAACCCCAUAUUCCACUGCUUUUCUCUAAAGCACCAUUCUGCCUUUUGCAUCAGCUACCCUUGUCAAAAGUUGAACCGUCACAGUUUAUAAAGAGUUCUGGCACAAAGAACAUAUCCCCAGUCUGGGGAUGCUAAAUCAUCUUUUUAGAGGCAUGUGUGCCAGUAGCAAAGCUUUCAGUGCUAGACCUUAAACAAAGAGAAGUCAUCUUGCAGUCUGAAUUGCUAGCAUAAAUUUAAUUUUAAAUCAAGUUUCAUUGUGCUGGGCAACAGUACAAUUAAAAACUGUUUUAUUGUUUUUCAGCCUUUUGCUUGUGUAAUGUGGUUUGCAUUUUAAAAAAUGUAUUAAAUCAUAGAAAUCAGAGAUGGGUAGAAAAAAGCCUAAUAAGUAAUUUUAUCCAUUUCCUCUGUCCCUGUAGAGAUGAAUGCUUUGUCUAGUCUGUUUUUAAAUAUGUCAAGUGAUGAGGCCUCCACUUCUUCCCACAAGGGACUUUUUAGCCGUUUAAUAGGUUUCUUUGUUAGGAAAUGUUUGCUUCAUACUGAUCCCAGUUUUUUCUUCUGCAUAAUGUAAACCCUUUAUUCUCUACCCACUGUUUUAACUUUUAUAAGAUCUGGGAAAUGUAUCGUAUUUAUCCAUUUCAUACUGUAGCUGAAUAGUUCAUAAUCCUUGUUGUUCAAGUAACACAAGGGAUAAGCAACCAGUUGCUGAACAGCUAAUACUUCACUGAGAUGGUGUGCCAUGUACCAGUAGACAUAUUUCCUGGCAAGUCCUGGCUCACACUGCUUUCUGCAUUAGGGAGUGAAAAAUGUCAAGUCAAACUGAAGAAAUGCAUCUUCUCAAGUGCAUGCAUGGCAAUAUUACUGAAAUUUCAAGAGGUGCUGAGGCAAACAGCCUACUUCUUUAGACAUUUUCUUUCUAAAAGUGGAUGAUUUUAUAAAAGUAUGCUUUUAAAAAAAGCAUUUAAAUGUCAUUUUCAUAAGCAAGCCUCUAUGUGAGAACAGCACUAUGUCAAAACUCUUAACUUGUUGAGAGACAAGGCUGAAUUGAUUGCCACUCACUGCUCAGCAGUUUUUGCUGACAGCUUAGCUCAGAAAAAAAUUCAAUCCAACGUUAAAGAGUUUGAAAAGAUGCCUUUGCAACUGCGUCACUGGAAUCGGAUCUGUGCAUGAAAAAGUGACUCAUGUCUUGACAACAGAAACUGUGCAUUUCUGAUUUAAUUACAACAUAUUAGAUAAUCCUCUGCCUGUCUCAAAGGACAAGAAGGAGCAGUGUGACUAAGGAAAUCCUAGGUGGACAAAUGGAUUUUAUAUGGUUUUGCAAGAUACUUACUUUAAAAAAGUGGUACUAUGCUUUAUGCUGACCCUGAGUCAGGUGGAAGGUCCACUGGGUCCCUCUAAUCUAAGAGCUGUAGUGGGUGCAUGUAAAAAAGUACAUGAACAGCCCACAUGCAUGGUGAGCUUUCAUAUACCUCCUAAUUUAUAGCAAUCUGCAGUUUGGAGAUCUCUUGAGAUGGAGGGUGUGUCUAUCUGUGGGUUUGAUUCUUGCCCAUGCAUUUCUGUUAAUUCUUUUAACUGUUGUUUUUAACCCAUUUAUAGUCUUGGCAUCUAAAAAGUCCCACAGCACAGAGUCCCACAAUUUAAUUAUAUGCUUUGUGGAAAAGGUCUGCCUUGUCUUGAAAACUCGUAAGACACUUGCUAUAUGUCCCCCACUUUUUUCCGAUAGGAAAAGCAGUUCUGAGAUAUGAUGGCAGAUUGUUUCCUCUACACCCCUUAGAACUUCACCUAUCUUUAGAAAUAUUGACAACAUGAUUUUAUCCCUCAUACUUCUCCUUGGCUGUCUCUUGUCCAAGCUGAAGAUCCAAGUCUUUUUGAUCUCUCCUUAGGCAGCAGGCUUUCUGUGCUCAACACCAGCCAUUGCACCUGCCUGAACCUUUUCUGCUGCUGCUUCUUUUUUACUUUAAGGUGAGACGAAGCACUCAGAAAUAGGUUCUAAUUAGUGUAAUUUGUUAAAAAAUCAUGUGACCAUGUAAGAAAUCUGUAUUGCCAUGACCGUGGAAAUCACUUUGUCAUUGAUAUUGUUCCUGAUGGCACAUCUGAGGUGUUACACUUGAUUAUUGUUACUUUAUAUAUCAUGCAUUAUAUGGAUGUGUAUUGAUAAACUUCCUAACAUGUAUUUAUCCUGUGCAUUCUAAUCUUUCUGCUUAAAUUUUCCAGUUCACAUGGGUGCAGGAGACAGUAGAUUCCAGAAAAAUAUUUAAUUUAAUCUUGGCAUAGACUGUGCAGAUUUUAGCUCUAUUAAGCGCAUGGCCUGAUAUUGCUGGACUGAGCAGCUACUCAUCAGCAAGUGCUGUAAAAUGCCUUCUCUCUCUACCAUAGUAGUGUGCCUACCUCACCCACUUGCUGCAGCCAUCCCAAACUACAGCCUUUUUAUUGCAAGAAUACUUUUUUUAAAAAAUGUCUUGUACUUAAUCUUUUAUUUCCUCAAGACUUGUGGCCUUUUUCAUGUUCUCCUUUCUUCAUUCCAAGAAGAGGAGAUGCUGUCAGAUAAAAUAAACAAUAACAAUAAUAACAAUAAUAAUGCUGUUUAGAGGGUAGGGUCCUUCAUACUGCCAUACAGAUAGGGCAGAAGUUGGGAGUUUCUGCCUUCAUUGUCUGGAUAGGGCUCAUUUUCUCUCAGUGAAGAAUAAAAUUCUGUGGCUGAAACUUUUUUGGUCCUUCCAGGAUCAGCUGCAAAUCUUUGAUAGCUUUUUUUGUUUGUUUUGGUAAUGCAAGAAAAUAAUAAAACCAGGUCAGUGAGGCUGUAUGAAUAAUGCAGGUAGUUAAUGAGAUUUCAGAAGUAGGUUCUGAAAAUUGGGGGGAAGAAAAGGGGUUUUAAAAAAAAAUUAGGAAGUGGAGAAAGAGGCUUGAUCACACAAUAUGGCUUGGGUGGAGAGGACAAAUAGCUGUAUAUAACUUGACAAGACAAGACAUUGUAGAAAUAAUGCGCAAAGACAGGUAGAAUGUGAAAAAUAUGUGUGUAUGUUCCAGCAAAUUAUGAACACAUUGUAGUGUGAAAUUCUUGGUCCAACAAACUGAAAAAAAACCUCCCAGAAUAUCUAAUUAUAUAUUGCUUUACUUUGCCACCAAAAAUCCACUGAUUUCAAAUUCCAGAUGAGCUUGAGGCUUACCAAAUGUAACAUGAGUUUUAUGAGAGGAGUUUGGCUGCUGUAACUUUGCCUUCUGUAGCUGUCUUUUUUAGGUGUAUGAAGAAAAGUCACAGUGCGGGGUCUUCAUUUUGUUUGUUUUUAUUUCAGGAGUGGAACGAUGAAAUAUAAUCUUGCAGACAAGGAAACUAUAACAUGGUAGCAAAUGGCAAAAGUAUAACUAUUCCUAUCUGAAAUAAUGAAGUACUAAUGUAAAAGCAAUUGUUUGACUCAAUAAAAAUUUAAUUUUUCAGUAAA
Molecule: messenger RNA, 10023 nt
Organism: Pseudopipra pipra
Lineage: Eukaryota; Metazoa; Chordata; Aves; Passeriformes; Pipridae
Gene: RNF182
Product: ring finger protein 182
Exons: 5
Coding region: 752-1489 (245 amino acids)
Biological process (GO): protein ubiquitination
Cellular component (GO): cytoplasm
Molecular function (GO): ubiquitin-protein transferase activity
Source: RefSeq, a predicted model, not a curated record